AACUGUAAACAAGAUGAAGCGCAGUUAUGACAGUGGUUGCGCUAAACAAAAAAACAAGGGCACAAAGCAAAAAGAAUACAGCUGCACUUCUGAAACUAGCUACAUUUUUCAAAUUGCCUGAGUCUGCUACAGCCUCAACCUCCGCUGUUGAGGAAUGUGUUCGUGUAGUUUGGGUUCCAUACCUCUGCACACCACCUUUCUAUGAAGACUUUGGAGAAGCCAGCAACAACAAAGAUCACCAUUCCACAGAUGGCAAUGAGGAUACGGUUCCUGACAGCUUUGCUGGUCUUCAACACCUGCUGGUUGGGUACGAAUGGUGGCUGUGGCCCUCUUGUGGUGGAGACAGACAGUCUUUUAGCAGAGAGAACACAGCAGCAGCAUCUGCAUGCACUUUUCCUGAAGUAUGGUGAGAAUGGGACCAUCUCAUUGUCUGGUUUGCAGAGGCUGCUUGAGGGGUUGGGCCUCGACCGCAUCAGGAGAGUUACAGUGCAGCACCAUGGAAACAAACAUGACCACACACAUUCGCAUACAUACUCAAUAACACAUGCCCACAAACACACCACACACACUGUUGGUAGCAAGAAGGAUGGUAACGGUUCCAAUGUGGAGAAGAGUGACUCAACCUCCAGUGUGCAUCCUGACUAUGUUUCCAUGAAGAAGAGCCAAUUGGAUAUGCAUCAUAAUCUCUAUAUAAAGAGAGAUUCUGAUGCCACUGCCAUCCUGACCACACCAUCUUAUGUCACCAAAUCACGCCGGUCAGUACGCAGUGCAGACUUCAACCUUGUGGACUCGGAUUCUUUCCAGCCCAAUACAACGCACUCGGAUGACACUUACCACACCAAGAACACAUCUGCACACAACCUGGAUGAUCACAGUCACCAUGACAAGAAUGAGCACAGUCCAUUAACCUCCAGCUUCAGUCAGGAGUGCCAGAAUGCCACCAUGAUUCUGCAGACACAUGGGAUGUCCCAAGAAACAACUCUCUCUGUUAAUGACUUCACCUUCCUUUGUCCUGCCCUUCUUGUGCAGAUUGAUUUUAAGUCCUGCCUUCCAAGCGUCGAGAACCAUUCAGACCACAAUCACCAUGAUGAGGUUACUGGAAAAAGUCAGAAGAAUUAUUCCGUUCAUAUGGCUUGGAUUGGAGGCUUUCUCUCUAUCACAAUAGUCAGUUUGCUGGCUUUGGUGGGUGGAGUCCUAAUACCACUAAUCAACAAAGUCUGUUUUAACUUCCUGCUCAGCUUCUUGGUUGCCCUUGCAGUAGGCACGCUCAGUGGAGAUGCCCUCCUGCACCUUAUCCCACAUUCUCAGGGUUACCAUAAGCACCAUCAUGCUGCCAGUGAGAAAUUGGAGCAUGGUCACCAUGGUGACAGUGAAGAUUCCCUUAAACCUGUUUGGACAGGGUUGACUGCGUUGGGGGGAGUCUACAUCAUGUUCCUCAUUGAGCACUUCUUGACCCUUGCAAAAGUGUUCAAAGACAAAAAACAAAAGGUGCAGAAGAGAGCGGACUUGGCCGUUGAAAUUUUAGAUUCUCAGAAUGUGUCCGUUAUGGCAGACCCCAAUGUUCAACCACUGGAAAACUCUGAGGUGAAUGGAAGGCAUGUAUGGGGACAGUGUCUGCCUGAGGAGGAAGAAGUGAUGUUAUCUCAGGGUUGCUACACAGAUGAAGAUUGUGAGAACAAGUGCCAUUCCCACUUCCAUGACACUGUUGGCCAGUCAGAUGAGCAGCACCACCAUCACCACAACUACCACCAUAUUCUGCAUCACCACCACUCUCAAAACCAUCAUCCCCACACUCACACACACAGACAUACACACUCUUAUUCUGUCCAACAUUUCAAGAAUGCUGGAGUUGCCUCCCUUGCCUGGAUGGUUAUUAUGGGGGAUGGCCUGCACAACUUUAGUGACGGACUGGCUAUAGGAGCAGCCUUUACAGAGGGUUUGUCUAGUGGUCUCAGCACUUCAGUUGCUGUGUUCUGCCAUGAGCUUCCUCAUGAGCUGGGGGAUUUUGCAGUUCUGCUGAAGGCUGGAAUGUCUGUGAAACAAGCAAUUCUUUAUAAUUUGCUCUCUGCAAUGAUGGGCUACCUGGGAAUGUUUACAGGCAUUCUGAUUGGUCACUAUGCUGAGAAUGUGGCCAUGUGGAUCUUUGCUCUCACAGCUGGACUCUUCAUGUACGUUGCACUGGUAGAUAUGGUUCCGGAGAUGCUGCAUAACGAUGCCAGUGAAGCAGGCUUCAGUCAUUAUGGAUUCUUUGUCCUGCAAAAUGCUGGGAUCCUGCUUGGUUUCAGUAUCAUGCUUGUCAUUGCCAUGUUUGAACACAAAAUUCAACUCUGGAUUGAAUUCUGAUUUCAUCACCCCCACUGCUCUCAAUCAUCACCUCUAUAACGGCUCAUAGUGAAACCUAAGUCAUUAACCUGUAACUUUUUCACAUGUAAAUUUCAUUUUACAGAUACAGGUUCUGUGUAAAAAUGUGGAAGUUGCUGAAUUUUGGAGAGGAUAUUACAUCAUAGUCAGUGUUCCACUGUCUCACUAGGAUAUGUAUUUACUUCUGGUCCUCACUAGGAACAAUCAGUAGUUUUACUGUUUGCAGUGUAGUGUGUGACCACUUGAAGUUUUUGGCUGUCUGCAUGGUCAUCUGAGAGAACAGAAUGUUUCUGCUGGGAUUAAGCUGGAAAAGUGCAUGAACUCAAUAUACAGUGAUGUCAUUCAUGAAGUUGAUGCAACAAUAAAACAAUUCAUAGAAAAAAA
Molecule: messenger RNA, 2745 nt
Organism: Neoarius graeffei (lesser salmon catfish)
Lineage: Eukaryota; Metazoa; Chordata; Actinopteri; Siluriformes; Ariidae
Gene: slc39a6
Product: solute carrier family 39 member 6
Exons: 11
Coding region: 202-2343 (713 amino acids)
Biological process (GO): intracellular zinc ion homeostasis; zinc ion import across plasma membrane
Cellular component (GO): membrane
Molecular function (GO): zinc ion transmembrane transporter activity
Source: RefSeq, a predicted model, not a curated record